Hevea brasiliensis (rubber tree) is the source of this 1137-nucleotide messenger RNA. Its product is annotated as floral homeotic protein DEFICIENS. Lineage: Eukaryota; Viridiplantae; Streptophyta; Magnoliopsida; Malpighiales; Euphorbiaceae. Gene Ontology annotation, molecular function: protein dimerization activity; DNA-binding transcription factor activity, RNA polymerase II-specific; RNA polymerase II cis-regulatory region sequence-specific DNA binding. Gene Ontology annotation, cellular component: nucleus. The record is from RefSeq and is a predicted model, not a curated record. The coding region runs from base 339 to 1019 and encodes 226 amino acids. Gene Ontology annotation, biological process: positive regulation of transcription by RNA polymerase II. The transcript is spliced from 7 exons.
GAAGCCAAAUUAUCAAAACCCUACAUAGCGUACUCCAGUCAGUCAAAAAUAUAAAAACGGGAAACGAAGGCUCAGCAACUGGAAGGACCAAGGAAAAAAGUAAUGAUUCCCUACAUCGAAAUUCGGUUCCCAUCAAACACCAGUGUAAGUUUUAUCAAUCACUUGAGGAAACUUUCACCAAUUUGGCUUUGCCUUUCCGUUUAAGGCAAAAGUAGACCUAUUAAACCUUUCUUCUUGUUGAGUUCUUGUUCUUUCUGUAAGAGAGAGAGAGGCAAAAGUAUCCGCAAUUCUUGAGGAGUUUGAACUUUGAAGAGAGAUAGAAACAAGGGAGAGAGAUUAUGGGUAUGGCUAGAGGGAAAAUCCAGAUCAAGAGGAUUGAGAACUCUACCAAUCGGCAGGUCACCUACUCUAAGAGACGAAAUGGUCUCUUCAAGAAGGCUAAUGAGCUCACUGUUCUCUGUGAUGCCAAGGUUUCCAUUAUCAUGUUUUCUAGCACUGGCAAGCUCCACGAAUACGUUAGUCCUUCCACAUCAACGAAGCAGAUGUUCGAUCAGUACCAGAAGACGCUUGGGGUCGACAUCUGGAGCUCGCAGUAUGAGAAAAUGAACGAGACCUUGAAGAGGCUAAAAGAGGUGAACGGGAAUUUGCGAAGGGAGAUAAGGCAAAGGAUGGGUGAAUGCUUGAAUGAUCUAAGUUUUGAGAACUUGCGAGGUCUUGAGCAAGAUAUGGAUACUGCUUUGAACCUUAUCCGUGAGCGCAAGAAUCGGGUGAUCGCUAAUCAGAUAGUAACCUGGAAUAAAAAGCUGAGGAAUGCAGAAGAAAGAUAUCGAAAUCUUCUGCAUGAACUUGAAGCAAGAGAUCAUGAAGAUCCACACUAUGGAUUAGUUGAUAAUGGUUCAGUAUUUGGAUUCGAAAAUGAAGAUCCUCGCAGCAUCUUUGUUUUACGAUUGCAAUCCAACCAUCCUAAUCUUCACAGUGGAGCUGGAUCGGAUCUUUCAACCUACCCCUUGCUUGAUUAAUUAGCAUUUGAGGUCACUCUGUAAUCUGUAUUACAAAUGACAAGUACUUGAAAUUGUGAUGACUGAUGAGCCAACAAUGCCUUCACUUCUGCUUAUUAAUAUCUACUGCUUAAAAUAA